Messenger RNA from Megalobrama amblycephala (Wuchang bream), 5081 nucleotides. RefSeq names its product Rho GTPase activating protein 23b (gene arhgap23b). Lineage: Eukaryota; Metazoa; Chordata; Actinopteri; Cypriniformes; Xenocyprididae. Gene Ontology annotation, biological process: signal transduction. Gene Ontology annotation, molecular function: protein binding. The record is from RefSeq and is a predicted model, not a curated record. The coding region runs from base 399 to 4835 and encodes 1478 amino acids. The transcript has 24 exons.
CAGAGGAGGGAGAGGCAGGCAGAGAGAUGAGUCCAGCUUACACACAGUGAACGCAAGGGUAAACGUAGGAGUGCGGGAAAGAGUGGACAUUUACAUUCUCUCCCUGAACAGAGUAGGACAGGGAGGAUCGUGCACCUCUAUUUUUGACAGAGUGAAAAAGUAACAGCAGGGAGGAGGAGAUCUGUGCUUUCCUAGACAACAGUGACUAUACUGCUACAGCAAAGAAGAGUGAGAGAUAGUGGCAAGAGAAGAGGAGACUCACAAGGGAUCAUGUGUUUUUCUAGUGAGGCACGGCAGAUUAUGUCUCGUGCUGGAGUAUGUUAGAGAUGUCUGAAAAGUAUGACUGAAGAGCAGUGUCAUGUCAAGAACUAGGAGUCUGGAGAGCACUCACUGAAGACAUGGCUCAGGUGAGGAAAUGGCUGAAGGCUAAAGACCUUAAAGAUGAAGGACUGUCAUCCAGUCAGAACACUCAACCUGUGUCAAAGAAGGAUGUGGCCUGGAAGGGUCCAUGCACAAUGGCGCUGCAGAAGAACUCACAGGGCUUUGGUUUUACUCUGCGGCACUUCAUAGUCUAUCCACCAGAGUCUGCCCUUCACACUAAUCUGAAGAACGAGGAGAAUGGCAAUGGCAAAGGAGGUCAAAGGAAUCGUCUGGAGCCAAUGGACACCAUCUUUGUGAAGAAUGUGAAAGAGAAAGGCCCAGCCCAUCAGGCAGGCCUGUGCACAGGAGACAGGUUGGUGAAGGUGAAUGGAGAAAGUGUGCUGGGAAAAACUUAUUCUCAGGUCAUAGCACUGAUACAAAAUAGUGAGAAUGUGCUGGAGUUGUCCAUCAUGCCUAAAGAUGAGGAUGUGCUACAGCUGGUAAGUGCAUAUUCUCAAGAUGCAUACUUGAGAGGGAAUGAGCCCUACACUGGAGAAACCCAAAACCUUCCUGAACCUUAUUCGGUCUGUUACUCAAGCAGCAAACCCACCACUGCCACCCAGAGCCACGGUCUUCCUGACAACCUGAACUCUGGGAUUGUCGUAGGAUCUCAGCAUGCCCAUCAUCACCUGACUCACCAAUGCACCCGCUCCUCAUCCUCAGCAGGGAUAACGAUGAGCCCGCUGGACUUCCACUUUGCCAACCACAAUGCAGCUAUCGUCUCCGCCUCACUCCCCCUCCCUAGGAAGGGCAGUCUUCCCCAAGCCCACAGUGAACUGUGCCACCAGGCUCUGUCAGAUUGGUACUACAGCCAAGCAGAUCGGCCAGGCCUUGGCAUGUCCCAUCACCACCAGAGCAUCUCUGAAGACCAGGUGUGUGAUCUGGGACUGGCACUAGGAAGGUCUUAUCGUGGGUGGCCACAUGGCACCUCUCAGGACACCCUCCUUCUCCACUACAGAGCAGCGAUGGGUGCCAAACACUCACCUUGUAUGGAUUCCUAUGGGCUGGGGAGGUGGAGUCAAACCUCCAGCCAUUCCUUUUCAGAGAACCUGCUGGCUGCAUAUGCUUCCUAUGAGCAGAGUUACGGCUGUUCACUAGAAACUCUAGAAAAGGCAUCUGUUCUGAUCUCUCCCCAUAAUGAAAGACCAGCAUGGCCUCAUCAAAGUAGUCAGCUAAUCAGCACUGAGGAGCAUCUAAGUCUGCCCAAUCAGCACGUGAUUGUUUCUGCAAUGGUGCCAUCCUCUGUUUGGGGCUUAAGCCAUAACCAGCAGCCAGCUGCUCAGAUCAAAUGUUCACUUGGACAAACUGCAGAUGAUCAGACAGUGGGUUACCGUAGUUACAGCCCCUCCUUCUGUCGAAAGUCCAGCCAUCUUAUGCAACAGUCUCACUCCUCCAGGGACCCUUCCUACACCGGACCUCACCAUAGCUGGACCCCCACCCCGAAAACCAGCCCACUGCAGAGUGCAUCCUUUGUCACUCCCCCCACAGCAGAGCCCCAAGACUCAGCUAGAGCAGGCUCAGUGGUCAGUGUGUUUGCUGAGGAGCCCGUUCAGGUUCAGGAGGUGGUGCUUAGACAAAAGCCCCCCUCAGGCAGAAAGACCCCUCCUGGUGUGCAACAUCCCCACCAUGCUUUUCCUGUGUAUUCACCUGAACCCCUUUCAGCCACAGUCGUUUCCUCACGGUCAGAAUACUCUGUGCACCAGACUAAUGUUGGCAUACCACCCUCAUCUGUGGAGCAGGACUCCCUGGCUGCCAUCCCAUUCAUAGAUGAGCCCACCAGUCCCAGUGUAGACCUGUGUGCUCGCCAUGUACCAGCAUCGUCCGUGGUAUCCAGCAGCUUGUGCCAGGCAUCUGCCCACACCACUAGCCCUGUCUGUCCAAUCCUCAUCUCCCCCCUUACCAGCCUCCUCUACACAGACUGCAGCAAUCUAAAAAACAGCCGUCGUUCCUCCUAUUUGCUGGCCAUUACCACGGAACGCUCCAAGUCAUGCGACGAGGGUCUGAACACCUUCAAGGAGGAGAGCCGUGUUUUCUCGAGACUACCAAAACGGGUUAAAAGCUUUUUCACAGAUGGCGUGAGUUCUCCUCUCUAUCCAACCUCAAUUACAUCUCUAGAGAGCCUUCGAGCAGCAGAGGAAGCUCAGUCUAAACGUCACUCCACCUCUGAACUAGGGAACAUCACUGUCACUGACAUCAGGAAAGAAGGCUGGCUGCAUUAUAAACAGAUUCUCACUGAGAAGGGAAAGAAAGUGGGUGGUGGCAUGCGGCCUUGGAAACGAGUCUUCUCUGUGCUGCGCUCCCGCUCGCUUUUCCUCUACAAGGAUAAACGGGAGGCAGUGCUUCACGCAGCCGAGGCAGGAGAUCACGGCAAUGGGCAAGGGGAAGACGAGGAGCCAAUCAGCAUUCGAGGCUGCUUGAUUGACAUUGCAUACAGCGAGACAAAGCGUAAACACACCUUGCGACUGACGACUCAGGACUUCUGCGAGUACCUGCUGCAGGCGGAGGACAGGGAUGACAUGCUAAGCUGGAUCAGAGUCAUCAGAGAGAACAGCAAGACUGACAAUGGGGAACUGGGCUUCUCCAGACAGGCACUCAUCAAUAAGAAGCUGAAUGACUAUAGGAAACAGAGUCCAACAGGCAACAAGCUAGAAACUUCUCCUAGGAUUCAUCGGAUGUUGCCACCUUUCUUUCUAUCAAAAACUGAAAACUUGUCAGGUGUGAACCGAGCCCCAGGGAAAGCUCUAACAGAUGAGAGUACUAAGGCACCAUGGGGCAUUAACAUAAUGAAAAAGGGAAAGAAAAUGGGUCCAAAAGCUUUUGGCGUGAGGCUGGAGGACUGCCUGCCUGAUUCCAAUAAUAAGUUUGUCCCACAGAUUGUGGUUACAUGCUGUCGUCUGGUGGAGGAGAUGGGUUUGGAAUAUAUUGGUAUCUACAGAGUGCCAGGGAACAAUGCCAUGGUGUCUUCUCUUCAGGAUCAGCUCAACAAGGGCAUGGAUAUAGACACUGCUGAGGAGAGAUGGCAAGACCUGAAUGUCAUCAGCAGUCUUCUGAAGUCAUUCCUCAGGAAGCUUCCAGAACCUCUUUUUACAGAUGAUAAAUAUAAUGAUUUCAUUGACGCCAACCGUUUAGAGGAUGCAGGGGACCGCUUAAAGACCAUGAGGAAACUUAUACGUGACCUGCCGGAUCACUAUUACCACACACUGAAGUUUCUAAUUAGCCACCUGAAAACAGUUGCGGACCAUUCAGAGAAGAAUAAGAUGGAGCCUAGAAAUCUGGCCCUGGUGUUUGGCCCCACACUGGUGCGGACCUCAGAGGACAACAUGACAGACAUGGUCACUCACAUGCCAGACCGCUACAAGAUUACAGAGACUCUUAUUUUGCAUCAUACGUGGUUCUUCAGUGAUAAGCGUGAUAAGGAUGAGAAGACACCAGAGGACCAGCAGAACUUACACCCUGUUCCAAAUAUCGAUCACCUCCUGUCUAAUAUUGGUAGGACAGUGCUGCUCGGAGACUCCUCAGAUUCCACCAACAGCGACUCAGCUAAAUCUAAGGGAAUUUCAACCUCCAAGAAAGACCCGAGUGCCAAAGACUUACUCACACCGUCCAUCAUAUCAGCCGUGACCCGGAAGAGAAAGAAACACCACAGCACCUUCCCCACAGGCAGCAGCACUGAUGAAGACUCUGAGCAUGAGCCAAUCAAAGCCAGCAACUAUGAGGAAAUGAGUGGCAACAGUGAGGUUCCAGGGGACAGCGAAGCAAGACAAAGCAGACUCCCACCCCGAAAAUCAGAAGACGAGACUAAGGAAGUCAGCGAGUUAGAGGGCAAACCAGAACAGGUGGAGGAGAGCCAAGAAGAAGAAAGGGUGACAGAGGAGGAGAACGUCAUUCUGCAGAAGGAACAGGAUGAGAUAAAAGUGGAAGUUUCUGAGAGAGAACAAACUGGUUCGAUUCGGUCUUGGCGCCCUCUGAGUUUCCUUUAUUCACACCACAGUGUUUCAGGUCUCGGGGCCUCAUUGCAGCUGACCAACUCCUCUCCCUCCACCUGCUCCAAUCCACCACAGCCCUUGAAUAUCACUCACAGUCUCGCACAGAGGAAACUCAGAGAAGAAAGAGUGCGACCUCACUCGCUGUAUGUAGAGCAGAGCCAGACUGGAGAGGAACGGGCCUCUCACACACACCUGGACUUCUCAAGAGUCAAAGCAUCUCUUGUUAAAGGUCAAGAGAAGCUGUGUCAGGUUGUGUUGCCCGGCAGGAGCUGCAGGGAGCCGUCUCUUCAGCAGGGCUGGAUGUGUCAAAAGCAGGUCAACCGAACAGCCGAUGGUCUUUGGGGAGCAGGGAGCCAGCGGCAAGCAGGCUCACCAGACACACGCCACAGGAGACGAGACUGGAAGGAGGCACCACACAGUUCUGGUUAAUGUGCCCGAGGAGGGUUGACCAAGCAAUGAGACACUAUAAAACAUGGAACCCCUUGCCAACUUCAGCCCUCCUCAACUUCAAUGCUUUUGUCCUCUUGCCUAAUUUGAAAAUGUCAUUAAAUGCUUCCACUUUAAGAAAACACAACAUAAAUAUGUAGCGGUAAUUUACAUUCAGGCAGUCAUUGUCGCAAAAUAAGUCAAGUGGUAAUGACCAUCUGGCUGUAUAUUAGCCCACUACAUGGCUAC